Messenger RNA from Fusarium musae, 219 nucleotides. RefSeq lists its product as uncharacterized. Bases 1 to 219 code for a protein of 72 amino acids. The record is from RefSeq and is a predicted model, not a curated record. The transcript is spliced from 3 exons. NCBI's taxonomy places the organism in Eukaryota, Fungi, Ascomycota, Sordariomycetes, Hypocreales, Nectriaceae.
AUGCAGAAAAUUCGCUACACCUAUCGCGGCUACGAGUCUUGGCAGGCCUCUGAGCCCCAGCUCAAAAAGCUUAUCCAGGAUGACACUGGCGUUGAGUACUGGAUUGAAACCAGAUCCAUCCCUCCCAUGGGAAUUCCCCCAAGUCCCGUAAGCAAGGAUUGUGUUGAGAAACUGAAGGGAUUGGAUGGUGUUGAAGUCAAUGAGAUAGAGGAAGAUUAG